Molecule: messenger RNA, 1901 nt
Organism: Populus euphratica (Euphrates poplar)
Lineage: Eukaryota; Viridiplantae; Streptophyta; Magnoliopsida; Malpighiales; Salicaceae
Product: RNI-like superfamily protein
Exons: 2
Coding region: 246-1649 (467 amino acids)
Biological process (GO): SCF-dependent proteasomal ubiquitin-dependent protein catabolic process
Cellular component (GO): SCF ubiquitin ligase complex
Molecular function (GO): protein binding
Source: RefSeq, a predicted model, not a curated record
CAAGACAAUGUCAUGAUUGAAGUAAUAUAGACAUGGAUGCAUCUCUAUAAAGAAAAGAACAAAACAAAACAAAAAUACAAGGCAACUUGAAUUGUACAGAUGCAGAUGAAACGACUGCUCCAACAAGCACCCGCAGACUAUCUAAGAAAAAUUUACCAUUAUCAUCAAAAUCUCUCCACAAUCUUUCCCUUGUGAGGUUGUUGCUAAUGUUCAUUUUUUGACGGAAGAAGAAAAAACUAGUUUCGAUGGACGAUUUGCCAGACCAAUUGGUGUGGGAUAUCUUGAGCAGGGUCAAGAAAACUGUAGAUAAAAACUCUGCUUCACUAGCAUGUAAACGUAUCUAUGAACUGGAUAAUGAACAAAGACAAUCUAUGAGGGUUGGUUGUGGACUAGACCCUGCAAAUCAAGCCCUGGCAUCGCUCUGCAAUAGGUUUCCUAACUUGGCAAAAGUAGAAAUAACAUAUGCUGGUUGGAUGUCUAAGUUGGGAAAGCAAUUAGAUGACCAAGGGCUUGUCAUUCUUGCCAAUAAUUGUCCUUCGCUGACUGAUCUGACACUGAGCUACUGUACAUUCAUAACUGAUGUAGGUCUUCGGCACUUGGCUUCUUGUUCCAAGCUUUCUGCCUUGAAGUUGAAUUUCACUCCAAGAAUCACUGGUUGUGGCAUUUUAUCUCUUGUUGUGGGCUGCAAGAAUCUUACAAUUCUUCACCUUAUUCGAUGUCUUAAUGUUACCAGCGUUGAAUGGCUUGAAUACAUUGGAAAGCUUGAAACUCUGGAAGACCUUUCAAUUAAGAAUUGCAGAGCACUUGGUGAGGGUGAUUUGAUUAAGCUAGGAUCUAGUUGGCGAAAACUAAAAAGGUUGCAGUUUGAGGUGGAUGCAAAUUACAGAUAUAUGAAGGUUUAUGAUAGGCUAGCUGUUGAUCGAUGGCAAAAACAGUGGAUCCCCUGUGAAUCCAUGUUGGAGCUUAGCCUGGUGAAUUGUAUCAUCAGUCCUGGGAGAGGGCUUGCUUGUACGCUGGGGAAGUGCAAGAACCUGGAGAAGAUUCAUUUGGAUAUGUGUGUUGGAGUCAGAGAUUGUGACAUCAUAGGCUUAGCUAAAAAAUCAAGUAACCUUCGCUCAAUUUCACUCCGAGUUCCUUCUGAUUUCUCGCUGCCACUUCUGAUGAACAAUCCACUGAGAUUAACAGAUGAAAGUCUUAAAGCCCUAGCUCUGAACUGUUCAAUGCUUGAAUCUGUCCGGAUAUCUUUUUCUGAUGGGGAAUUUCCUUCCUUUUCUUCAUUUACACAAAACGGAAUCCUUAAUUUGAUUCAGAUGUGCCCAAUUCGGGAACUUGCUCUUGACCAUGUGUAUUCCUUCAAUGACGUUGGUAUGGAAGCUCUUUGUUCAGCUCACUAUCUUGAAACCUUAGAGCUUGUCAGAUGCCAAGAAAUCAGUGACGAGGGGCUACAGCUUGUGGGGCAGUUUCCUCGUUUGUGCAUUUUACGAUUAAAAAAAUGUUUAGGGGUUACUGAUGAUGGAUUGUACCCUCUUUCUGGGACAGACAAAUUGGAUUUCUUAGCUGUUGAAGAUUGCCCUCAAAUUUCUGAAAGGGGCGUUCAAGGAGCUGCAAGAUCCGUGUCAUUCCGGCAAGACUUAUCAUGGAUGUAUUGAACUUGUAUUGGACUAAUAAAGGGGGUCUACAAAUUUAAUUUGUGCCGUCUUCAAUGCAUUUCUGUAAGUGAUCAUUAUUUGCGAUUUGAUCAAAAUCCUGUCUUCUGGAUCUGUUGCUUGUUGUAUGAUUGUUACUUAUAGCAGUUAGAUUAUUUGGCUGUGAUUGCAAAAUAUGUAAUGCUGUAAUUAACCAUAAAUUUGUUGAAUAAUACCAUGGUCCUUGUGGAUUUAUUAUGAAAUAGCAUUUUGAAA